Messenger RNA from Eurytemora carolleeae, 1725 nucleotides. RefSeq lists its product as uncharacterized. Lineage: Eukaryota; Metazoa; Arthropoda; Copepoda; Calanoida; Temoridae. The transcript is spliced from 5 exons. The record is from RefSeq and is a predicted model, not a curated record. The coding region runs from base 714 to 1466 and encodes 250 amino acids.
UUCAUCAUUCAUUGAUUAAUCCAAUUAAUUGGAAGUCUGAUGUCUCUCCUUUUUUGGAAGAGGAGAGAGUAAGUAGGGUCUUGUUUACUUUUUCUCUUUUGUUCUCAACAUCCUUCAUUUACAAUUCAGACAUACUGAGGUUCAGACAUAAAGAAACUUUAACAGUAGAUACUAGAAUUUAGAUUAUAGAAACUUUAACACAGUGGACUUUAGACUUUAGAAACUUUAAUUUAGAUAUCUAGGUAAAUUCGGGAGUUAAGACAAAUAUCUUAGGUUUUACCACAAACUUAAGAAUAACUUGACACUGCAAUGCCCCCUUUGGUAAAUGCAAGUUUUACAACCAACUCUGAAGACAAUGUAACUAUCCCUCAGACUGAGGGUUUGCGUUAUUUUGAUUUCAACUUUUUGGUUAUCUUCUACGUUCUUAUAAUUUGUAUCAUCUCAAACCUAAUCACUGGCACAAUGCGAAGCUUCAGGAAGAUAAAAAUUUGUAAUAAAAAAUUACACCUGUGAUUUAUAAUCCCUAUUUAUCAGUAUUUCUUUAAAUAUCCUGAUAGGUUGUUAAGCCCCUUAUUGAGCCCUAUAAAAAUUUCAAAUUGGUCGCAAUUGAUAGGAGAUCUCUACCAUAUCUCAGAAUCAACCUCAUUCUCAUUCUCAACUGCUAUCUUGUGGAAGCCAUCAAUGCCGUCAUUCAGUCAUGUGCUGUCCCUAUCAUGGUAAGUUCAAUCAUCAGGCUGCCCUACUGGAUAUCUACCAUAGCAGACAUUUUUGGAGUCUACUCGGCACACAUGUCCUUCGGACUCUCUGCAGUAAUAUCAGUGAGCAGACUUCUCAUGAUUGUAAAGUUUGACAAGAUGGUUGAGUUUGAGCCUGAACAGUUGGCUAGAAGAAUCCUUACUGUUCUUCUCCUGGUUUUCGGUGUUCUGGUGCUACCAACCCAACUCUAUAUUAUUCAUACAGGAGAAAUAUCACUAUCAGUUGCAUUCUACUCUGGAGGGCUUCUGAAAGAAACGCCUCAUCUGUCUCCACAUUACUAUGUGGCAGCAUUUACCUUUCCCGUCUGCAUUAUUGGCACUGUUGCACCUUACUUCUAUGGCAUGCACUACCUGAAGAAACACCACAGUCACAGCCUAAGUGCCUUGUCUGAGGGUGUGGAUAAAGCAAAAAACAUGAUUAACAUGAAAUCCGUCCUACUCACAGCCAUCAUCAUCUUCCUUCUUCCUUUCAUCACCAUCCUGAUCAAUUACCACAGCCUGGAAGGAGUACCUCUGAGCAUGCUGAUGUCAGUAACUGUUUUUACACUGUUCUUAGUCAAAUUCAGCCAAAAUGAAAAAAUCAAAGAGUUCUUUUUCCGUAAGCUUGAUCAGAAGAAGACGCAAGUAGUAGAAAACAUUCAAAAUCUCAAAGUUUCAAUUUUCAAGAUAAAGAUUAACAAAGUGAGUGUUCAAGAAAAUAUAACUGCUUAAAUUAUUUUCUUCUUUCAUUCAUUAUGUUUGAAUAAAUGUCAAUCAAAUGUAAGAGGCAAGCAGACUUUUUGUUUAUUUUCCAUUUCCAAUUUUUUAUAAUUCUAACUUGCCUAUUGUACAGUCCACAAGGUGUGUCCUACAAGAAAGCCUUAAAAAUUGUAUGUAAAAUUGUAUGUAAAAUUAUAUGUAUGUUAAAUGUUGCAAUGUUGCAACAAACAACUUGAUUCCUAUAAAGUUAUAAAGUAAAUCUUGGUUAAUU